Messenger RNA from Durio zibethinus, 492 nucleotides. Lineage: Eukaryota; Viridiplantae; Streptophyta; Magnoliopsida; Malvales; Malvaceae. The record is from RefSeq and is a predicted model, not a curated record.
AUGUUGGGCAAAAAUGCAUGUAGUUCUGGUUAUGAUUUUGAAGUUCAUAUCCAUUAUGGUGCUGGAGCUUAUCGGUGCGGUGAAGAAACAGCAUUUUUGGAGAACCUUGAAAGAAAGGAUUUGGAAAGGAAGAAUAAUUUGAAAACAAAACUGUCUUGUGUCUCAGGCUAUGUAAACAAGCCUUACACAGUUGAUGGGGAGACGAGUAUACUACAAAAGGAGUUGAUAAAGAGGCAUUGUAGAGGUGUCAGAGGUGGAUGGAAUAAUAUACUUGCAGUAAUAUCAGGAGAUGAUCCAUUGGAUGUUGUUGGAUUGCUAAUUACAGAGCCAAUAAUAAAUGAAAUAUCCGAAGAUGAUGUUAAUGGCUUGAGUGAUCAAAUUCGCCAAUCAACAAAAGAGCUUAUUGAAGCGAAGUGUGAUUUAUAUAGCUCAGUUGGGAGUAAAAGUGGAUCUUUUAAAAGGUGGAAUGCAUGUAAUAGCUUAGAGACAUGA